Molecule: messenger RNA, 2245 nt
Organism: Theobroma cacao (cacao)
Lineage: Eukaryota; Viridiplantae; Streptophyta; Magnoliopsida; Malvales; Malvaceae
Product: putative L-type lectin-domain containing receptor kinase S.5
Biological process (GO): protein phosphorylation
Molecular function (GO): protein kinase activity; ATP binding; carbohydrate binding
Source: RefSeq, a predicted model, not a curated record
AAGAUUCUGUCGUCUAUGAACAACUUCAUCCCUCAGAGUGACCAAAAUAUCGCCAGUCAUAAUACAAAAUCCUCCAUUAUUCUUCACUGCCUCAAACUUAUUUUGCCAGGCAUUAAGAGAAUCUCGUUAAAUCAACCCUGUUCUUUCCUUAUUCAGUUGCAGUAUGGCCACUUCGCCGAUUUCCAGGAUGAAGACAGAAAAGAUCUCGAUCUGAGUGAGAAUUCCACUAUAUUCAGAGAUGCGAUGCAAGUUACACCUGACCUUAACGGAGACAUUACAAAUACACCUGGAAGGGCCUACUAUGGAAAGAAGUUCAGGCUCUGGAGCAAAAAGAAAGGAAUAGCAUCUUUCAAUUCUACUUUUGUGAUUAAUAUCAGUAACAAAGACUCACCAGAAGUUGGGGAAGGUUUGGCUUUUGUACUAACUGCAGAUAAGAGUGUUCCGGGGAAUAGCUAUGGGCAAUGGCUCGGGAUGGUCAACGCAAGCACAAAUGGAACCUCUCAAGCCAGGAUAGUCGGCGUGGAGUUUGACACAAGGAAGAGCUAUGAGGAAGAUCUUGAUGAUAAUCACGUAGGCUUGGAUAUCAAUAGUUGUUACUCAAUUUUACAAGAGUCGUUGAGUAGCUAUAAUAUUAACCUUUCAGUAGGUGUUGAUGUGCGGGUAGUUGUUCAAUAUGAUGGCAAAAACUUGACUGUUUUUAUUUCCGAAGGAAAUGAAACGGUGAACGCAACGAGUCCUGCAUUUUCAGUGCCUCUUGACCUCUCAGCAUAUCUUCCGGAAAGUGUUUAUGUGGGAUUCUCAGCUUCGACUGGCAAUUUCACACAACUGAAUUGUGUAAGAGCUUGGGAAUUCCAGGGUUUAGAUGUUGAUGAGGAUUCAAAUUUGUUGUGGGUUUGGAUUGCUGUUCCAGUUAUUUCUCUGGCUUUAAUCAGUGGGCUUGCUUUUUACAUGUACUGGAGUGGGAGAUUCAAAAAGGAUGAUCUGGAAGGGGCAUACCCAAAUAUAGAAGAUCAUAUUAAGAGCUCCACUGCGCCGAGAAGGUUCCGGUUGAAAGAACUAAAAAGAGCAACGGGCAAUUUUAAUCACAAGAACAAGCUUGGAAAAGGUGGAUUCGGGACAGUCUAUAAGGGAAUUUGGAAAGAAAAGGAGGUAGCUGUCAAAAGAGUCUCCAAAAAAUCAAACCAAGGAAGUCAAGAGUUCAUAGCCGAGGUCACAACAAUCGGAAACCUCAACCACAAAAAUCUUGUGAAGCUGAUCGGAUGGUGCUACGAAAACCGUGAGCUCCUUCUUGUUUAUGAAUACAUGCCAAAUGGAAGCCUCGAUAAAUUCAUAUUCUAUGAUGAGAAAGCAGGCAUAGAGGAAUCAAACCAACCAACACUCAGCUGGGAAACUAGGCUCAUCAUAAUAAAAGGAGUCGCAGAGGCACUAGACUAUCUUCAUAAUGGCUGUGAGAAGAGAGUGCUUCACCGGGACAUAAAAUCUAGCAACAUAAUGCUGGAUUCAGAGUUCAAUGCUAGGUUGGGGGAUUUCGGAUUGGCAAGAACCAUUCAGCAAAGAGAAAAGACACACCACUCAACAAUAGAAAUUGCAGGCACACCAGGUUACAUGGCCCCGGAAACUUUUCUUAUUAGCAGGGCGACAGUCGAGACCGAUGUUUAUUCAUACGGUGUUCUUCUCCUGGAAGUUGUCUGUGGAAGAAAGCCUGGUAAUCAAAGUGAGCUGAAUAAUUAUAACAAUAGCAUUGUGAAUUGGCUAUGGGAAUUUUACAGGAGAGGAAGGAUUACUGAUGCGGUGGAUUCCAAGUUGGAUGGAGACUUUGUGGACAAAGAAGUGGAGUCUGCACUUAUCUUGGGUUUAGCCUGUUGCCAUCCGAACCCACAUUACAGGCCUUCUAUGAGAACUGUUUUGGCGGUUCUUACAGGGGAAGCGGAUCCACCUCAGGUUCCACAUGAAAGGCCUUCAUUUGUAUGGCCAGCAAUGCCCCCAGUUUUCAGCCAGUCAGAUUACUCUCUCACAGGAAGCCAGUUCAGUACAAUUUCUGAUCUCAGCGGGAGAUGAACCAUGUGAGCUGAAGAUCAGUUUGAUUCUUUUCUGCAUUGCUGCUCAACUACAAUUCUACAACUCGUCUUUUUGUCGAUGGAGUAAUUCGUGUCUAUAUCUGAUUAAAUGUUAAAUUAGUGAAAAAUAUGUCUCCUUGUAUUGAUUUUCUUAAAUGAUGAAAACCAAGUGUAAUUUGUGUUACCAA